AUGCAGAGGAACAGAAAGGAAGAUCUAAAAAUGCAAAAGCAAAAAUAUAUGGAGGAGCUCAUAUAAGAAAUUGAGAGGAAGAAUUAUGAAUAAAAAAGACUAGAAGAUAUAAGACAGUAAAAAGUAAACAAAAUUAAGGAGAAGAAUGAUAGAUUAUCAGACAUAUUGAUGAAUUAUGAGAUAAAAUAGCUAGAAACAUUGUAACAUAAAUAAACAAAGGCGGAGGUUAAGAGAGAACAAAGAUUGAAUUCAAUAUACAAAAAAAUUAAUCAUAAAGAGGAAUUAUUUCAAAAGAAUGAAUAGUAAAAGCAUAUGAAUCUCUUGAUUACCUAGGAAAAUUUCUAGUUGAAGGUGAAAAAUAAAGAGAUUAACAAGGAAAGAUAGAAGAGAAAGGAGGAUUAUUAAAAAGCAUUGUAUAAGCAAAAACUAAAAGAAGAUGAUGAGAAGUACUAAUCAUUUAAGGAAUCUAAAUAAAAAGAGAUUUAAGAAAAGAUAAAGUUGCAAGUUAAAAAUGAAUAAGAAAAGCAUAUGCUUCAAGAAGUCAUAUAGGAUAUGUUUAUUAAGAAUCAGUAUGACAUUGAAGCACUAGAGGAAAAAGCAAAAAUUAUAGAAAGUAAUUAGUCACUUAUAAGUCAGAGACAAAAAGCUAAUCAAAGAAGAUCACAGUCCUAACAUAAAAUUGUUAUUUCAAAAGAAUCUCUAACUUGGAUGGUAGAUGUAGAGCCUAAACAUUCUAGUGAAUACAUCAAAUAUGGCCUGGAGUAUCUACAAUUUCCAAAAAUUUGCAAAACUUGUGAGAAAGAUAUUUCUAAAGAGAAAAUCUACCUUUGUAUCUUUUGCGACCUUAUAUGCUCUUUUUGCGAAAGAUGUGGAGGUCCAGGAAAAAAUGAGGAGCCACAUCUACAUCCGACAAUGAGCUUAAUUCAAGACUUUGACAAAUAUUCAGAGAUUUUAAUUAAUCCCAAUAAUUGCCAGGUUGGUGAAAUAGACAGCACAAAAGAGUGGAAUAGAGAGUGCUACUCUUGUAACAAACUUAUUAAAACAACAAUCGAUGCGAUGAUAUGUUACGAAUGUGAAUUCAGACGGCCCCCUGACUCACUGAAAAAUGGUCUUUCAGAUGCAGCUUACAUGAAGCUUGAAAAUGAUGGAAUGAGAUUCUGUCGCCAAUGCGACAAUAUGCUUUAACCAAAGGAAUAAGUCAUUGGAGAUGAACAAAUAGGACAGCUCAUCUACUAUUGCAGAAUUUGCGGAGAGAAUGAGAGAGCCAACCCCCGAAGUGAGACUGAGAACUGUGUAUACAAGAGCGAAUAGAGCAAGACUGAUAACUUCAAAAUUGAUGUAGAAUGUAUUAAAGAUCCAUGUCUCUCUAGAAGAAUUGGAAAGGAAUGUGCUAAGUGUGGCAACAAGGAGGCUGUUACUUUUACAAACCCAACUAAAGAUAGAAUGAAUCUUAUUUUCGUUUGCACCUAAUGUACUUAUUAUUGGAAGAAGGAAGAACUCGAUGAGGGUGAUGUUCUAUCUGGAGGUGAAUCAGAUUGA
Molecule: messenger RNA, 1539 nt
Organism: Stylonychia lemnae
Lineage: Eukaryota; Ciliophora; Spirotrichea; Sporadotrichida; Oxytrichidae
Source: the annotation of a GenBank genome assembly